Molecule: messenger RNA, 1807 nt
Organism: Arachis ipaensis
Lineage: Eukaryota; Viridiplantae; Streptophyta; Magnoliopsida; Fabales; Fabaceae
Source: RefSeq, a predicted model, not a curated record
AUCCUCCUCACAUCCAAAUCUUACUCACGCUGCAAUUUAAUCACUUAUUUCUUCGCGCAUUUGCUUCGAUCUCGCUGGAUUUCAAUCCAGUCUCGCUCUUGCUCGAUCUCGAUCUCGAUCUCGAUCUCGCUCUCGCUCGAUUCUCGAUGGAGCCAGCAAGUUCGACUUCACCGUGCAGAAUGACGGUGAUCAAGUCACGCUCAAGACCAAGAUUGUUACUGCCAAGAUCACUGGCACGCUCAUUGACGAAGACCCGCUCGCGAUCUACACCAUUGAUAAGGUUCUGCUUCCCAGGGAGCUUUUCAAGGCCCUGGCUCCGUCUCCUUCGCCCGCGCCCGCACCGGAGCCAGCCGCCGCGGACGCUCCUGCAUCCCCGAAGAAAGAGGGAAAGAAGAAGAAGCAGAAGGCAGCCGACGCGCCGGCAGAUGAGGAAUCAGCGCCUAUGGAUUCGCCCAGUGAUGCCGCCGAUGACAGCGCUGACGACGGUAACGGCACUGUUAGGUUUGACGGCGUCAGCUCAUCUGCUAGAUAUUCAGAAGCAUGUGAACUUAUUGGUGCAAGAUUGGAGGAUCCUGUAUUGACUGUGGUGCUUCAAGCAUGUCCUUAUCUUAAACGGUUGCUGUUGCUUGGAUGUGAGGGGGUUAGAUCAAUUUCAAUUGAGCUGCCAUAUUUAGAGGAGUGUAAGCUUGAUUUUUAUGGUCUGGGAAACUGUUCACUUUCUCUUAUCUCUCCGAAAAUUGAAUCCCUUGAGGUACAAGGCUGUAGUUGGAUCAGGGUCCCUUGAGGUGAAGCAUCUUUUUAUGAAGGUUGAAUUCACAGGGGACUUUGAGGCUCUGCAACCCUUUCCAGAGAUUGAUUUUGUCGAAUUUUUCAAUAGCCAUCCAAAGCUGAGGAAGUUUGAUAUCCAUGGAGCUAUGUUCGCAGCUCUGUGCCAGAGGAACAGUCUGAAACAUGUUGAUCCUGGAUUUGUCAUCCCAUGUUUGGAGGAGGCUGUAGUCACUGUAAGAUCACCACUAAAUGCUGAACAGAAAAUCAGUACUCUUGAAUCCUUGUUGAAGUAUGGGAAAAAUUUGAGGACCAUGGUUAUAAAGAUUCUUCAAAUGAAGAGCUGCCACACCAGUGCUGAUGAUUUUUUUUAUGAGAUUUGCCGCUUGAGAUACAUGAACCAUGAGAAGUGUAGAGUAUGGACUACUAUGUGUGCAACUGAUAAGAGUGUUCUGGGUCUUUCUUCCAAUGUCUUAUCCUCCUACUAUUAUUAUGGCUUGGUCCCACUACCAGGAUCAAACAAUGAAUCUUGGUGCCAAGGGCCAGAUGGAUUAGCUUCAAGAUCUGCUGAAUACUACAAGCAAGGUGCUCGAUUUGCCAAGUGGCGGACAGUUGUUAGCAUUCCAUGUGGUCCUUCUGCAUUAGCUGUUAAGGAAGCAGCAUGGGGACUUGCACGAUAUGCUGCUAUCUCUCAGGACAAUGACCUUAUUCCAAUUGUAGAGCCGAAAAUUCUUCUAGAUGGUGAUCACCCGAUUGAGAGGACAUUAUAUAUAAAUGUCAUUAGCAAUCUCUGCUAUAUCUAUAGGGCAGCAGGAAAAAAUCUCUGCUAUAUUCUAUACUACUUUGCAGGUAUGAUGAACAGUUUGUUAUUGCUGCAUUUGAUAAUGCUCCUACAGCUGAUUCAGAAAUGUAUAGUAAGUUGGACAAAUCUGUUCGUGAUGCCUGUGAAUCAAAGGCACUUAUGAAAAGUUAUGUUGCAACUGGCUCAGAUCCUGCAAAUCCUGAGAAAUUUUUGGCUUACAUGACUCCAACACCUGGACAG